Mytilinidion resinicola is the source of this 1752-nucleotide messenger RNA. RefSeq names its product MFS general substrate transporter. Lineage: Eukaryota; Fungi; Ascomycota; Dothideomycetes; Mytilinidiales; Mytilinidiaceae. The coding region runs from base 1 to 1752 and encodes 583 amino acids. Gene Ontology annotation, biological process: transmembrane transport. The transcript is spliced from 2 exons. The record is from RefSeq and is a predicted model, not a curated record. Gene Ontology annotation, molecular function: transmembrane transporter activity.
AUGGCUUCCACGGACGUCCGUCAUAGAUUGGCGCCUAUUGUCGAAGCCGGCACCGGACUACCUCAUAUCGAUGAGGAUGAAGGAGCAGGUGCCGCGAAGGAGAAACCUGUCACGUGGCGCUCACUCCCUAGGAAAGACCAACUCCUUAUUCUUACUCUAGCCAGACUCUCGGAACCUUUGACGCAGACCUCUCUGGGCUCCUAUAUCUACUAUCAAUUGAAGUCUUUCAACACUUCUCUUCCGGACUCAACCAUUGCUUCCCAAGCCGGUAUCAUUCAAGCCGCUUUCCCGGCGUCUCAAUUUCUUACGGCCAUGCUGUGGGGUAGAUUUGCAGACUCGGAAUGGGGUGGACGGAAGAGAGUCUUGUUGAUUGGGUUGCUGGGGACCAUGUGUUCAGUCAUUGGGUUUGGAUUUUCUACGAAUUUCACUGCUGCCGUCAUUUUCCGUUGUUUAGGGGGUGCUUUGAACGGCAAUAUAGGUGUUAUGCGAACUAUGAUCGCGGAAAUCAUUAAGGAGAAGAGGUUUCAAUCAAGGGCUUUCUUGAUCUUGCCUAUGACAUUCAACAUUGGAGUUAUCAUUGGACCAGUCCUCGUUGGAAGCUAUCCUUCCAUAUUUGGCCCGAAAUCACUUUUCGGAGGCAAAGAUGGAGUACAAUGGAUGAUCAAGCAUCCGUACGCUCUUCCUAACCUCAUGAGCGCUACGUUUCUCCUUGCUUCCGCCACAGGCGUCAUUUUUUUUCUAGAGGAAACCGACGAAAUUCUCAGACACAAAACAGACUACGGUCUCCGUAUCGGCAACUGGCUAAAGCGUAAGCUCUGCGGCCGAAGGGCCACCUCAGAACAGGGCUACGCCGCCAUUCCACUAGACGAUCCCCCGGAUUCCGCCCGUUUUGCCGACUUGGAGCUACAACCCACACCGACGUCCGCGAAUCCUCACGGAUCAGCAAUAGACUCUGACAAGCCUUUCCUCGCCCCCAUCCGCCGCCGCAAACUUCCCUUCCGACGAAUGUGGACCAGGAACGUCGUAACAACUCUGAUUUGCCACGGCCUCCUCGCCAUGCACGUCGGCACUUUCAACAGUCUCUGGUUCAUCUUCCUCUCCACUCCACGCUUCGACCCGGCGCACCCAGUUCCGGUCAAGUCGCCUCAAAGCUUCCCUAUACACUUCACAGGCGGUCUUGCUCUCCCACCAGCCCGUAUCGGUGUUGCCCUCGCAAUUCUCGGCUUCAUUGGAAUUACCCUACAAUUGCUGCUCUACCCCCGCCUGAGUGCACGUCUAGGGACGGCGCUCUCCUACCGCAUCAGCCUCGCUAUCUUCCCAAUCACCUACGCGCUGGUGCCGUACUUGUCGAUUCUUCCCUCGAGCACCAAAUCACCGCUCCCCGUCGCAGGUAUCGUGGUAUGGGCGGGAAUCGUCGUGGUGCUAUUCAUCCAAGUCUCUGCGCGGACAUUCGCGCUACCGGCAACCGCGAUCCUGGUGAACAACUGCUGCCCGCACCCGAGUGUGCUGGGAACCAUGCAUGGCAUAGGGCAGAGCGUGUCGAGCGCGACGAGGACCAUUGGGCCGAUUAUGGGCGGGUGGCUCUUUGGGAGGGGACUCCAGAUGGGGAUUGUUGGCUUGGCAUGGUGGUGUCUUGGGUGUGCGGCAGUUGUGGGGUGGUUUGCGUCGAAUUUUGUGAGGGAGGGGGAUGGGCAUGAGGUUCUGAUGGAGGGGGAAACGAGGGAGGGAGAGGAAGUCGAGGUGAGAAGGUGA